This is a messenger RNA of Somion occarium, 2154 nucleotides long. The record is from the annotation of a GenBank genome assembly. Lineage: Eukaryota; Fungi; Basidiomycota; Agaricomycetes; Polyporales; Cerrenaceae.
CGAGGCACUACGGAUGAUCACUUGGGAUCAGUGGACUGUGCGACAAAUGCUGCGGCAUCGACCUACCAGUCACUGCUGCCAGCUGCACAAAGUAGUAAUGGUCAUGGAUACUCGUUCAGGCCAGACAUGUUGGAAAGAGGACGUGAUUUCGGUUUCCAAAGUAACGUUGCGAAAGGUCCGUGGCAGCCGACAUAAAUUGGCGACCCGUGGGAACGGAUAACUGAUCUACGCUUCCAAAUUGGGUCAACAAGGUUCGAGUUGAAGCAGUAUAGAGGAAGACUGACCAAACGAAUAGUGCCGCAGUAUACAUUCAACUCUCUCUUCUGUCUUGUACCCCCAGCAGCACGAAAGCAUCUGUGAUCAAAUUCCUAGCUGCUCGCUCAACAGCCCACGGUCAUAUUUCAAGUUCUGAAAUUCUAGGCCACGGGUGCGUGCAACGGCAAGCUCCAACUCAUUUUGCCUAGGGUUCUCGAGUAGUAGCUAGAGCCUAGAGCCCAAUCUUUAUGGAAGGGAACUGCUUGAGAGACGGCUCUGAUGGUGACCCAUUGGACCUUAUUGGGGCACCCUUCGCUGUGAUAGAAUCGGACCCCGGCGUGUUUACGAUGCUCAUGCGCAAACUAGGCGUCCAUGGCCUUGAGGUCAUGGAACUGUAUGAUAUUGAGCCAUGGGCGGUGGACCACCUUGAUCCUCACGGCCUCAUUUUCUGCUAUCUCUGCGCCGACGAGAACGGCACUGAGGACGAAGAUGUUCAGGAUGACUGUGAUGCCCCAGAUCCUGACGCACAAGAUAUCUGGUUUGCAAACCAGCUGAGCGAUGAUGCCUGUGCAUCUCAGGCAAUGCUCAACAUUAUUUUCAAUUGUCGGGGCGUCCAGUUAGAUCCAAGCCUUCACCGUUUUCAUAUGGAUACCGAGAAGAUGAGUUGGGUGAUGAAGGGGUUGGCAAUCACUAACUGCCAAUUCAUUCGCGAAGCGCAGAAUUCAUUAGCUCGCCCCGCAGAUCUGCGCGCCGCGAAUCACUCAAUAGCUACGAAGAUUUCUAAAGAGAUGAAACAUAAAAAUGCGAGUACAGCGACGCCGGCAAGCAAGAAACGGAAAUCCACCACUAAAACUAACCGGGGAAAGAAACAACAAAAGACAAAAGAGGACCAACAAGACACAUUCCACUUCAUUGCUUAUGUACCUUGCGAUGGCAAAGUUUGGGAAUUAGAUGGACUACGUAUAUCGGGGCCGCUAGAAGUAGGCGAAAUUUCCGAUGCCGGAGGGCCCUCGGGGAGGCAAGGGUGGAUGGAUGUCGUUCGCCCGGCAUUGAAGCUGAAAAUGCAGAGACAUCUCUCAGGAGAGGCACGGGAACAAAUCCGGUACAACCUGUUGGCCAUUGUGGAUGAUCAGUAUAUGAAGUUUAGUGAUGCAUUGGAGAUGCAGAAGAGAGAGCGUAGUGCUCUGGAACGAAGACUGGAUAAAGAGUAUCCCAAUAGCUGGUCAGACAAAGUCAACGAAAAUCUCCUUGUCAAUGCUUCUCAGGUCUUCUCUACCUCUGUUCAUUCUUCUGAUUUGGGGCCGACUUAUGCUCAGGACUUUGGGUCACGCAAGAUGGUCAAGGAUAUGAGUAUUUUGGAUAUGCCAGUUCGGAGUCUUCCUUCGGCAUGGGAGGCAUGCGUUCAAGCGGCCAUGGCAGCCAAGGUUUCUGUCGAAGAUGAGAUCACGAAGUCCAAGAAUAUGAACGUGAGUAAAUUCCUCCUGAAACGAUCGUUGCACUCGUUGAUACUGUGUGUAGGCGGACUUCAUUCGGCGAACCUUUGACUACGAACCUUUUAUUCAGACCUUCGUCACUUGUUUGCAGGAGGAGGGUCUUCUACAACCGAUCCUAUCCGGCCAACAACCUUCAAACAAUGAACCAUCGACUGCUAAGGCGAAGUCAAAGCCUAAGAAGAGAUCGAGACGUUGAGCACUACAAUUAGCAUGUUUCUCACCCUUAUCAUAGCGUGUAUGUUACUUUUAUGCCACUUUUAAAACUGACGCUAGUGGGGGCAUAAGCAAGAGUUUUUCCAUUUACAACGUUUGAGAAAACCAUCACCCUUCAAUUUCAAAUUCGCGAUGUUCAAAGUGCGCGAGUUCCUGUCAGUCUCUUCCGUUGCGCAUAGAAAAUUGGGACAUC